Symsagittifera roscoffensis is the source of this 3919-nucleotide messenger RNA. Its product is annotated as ATP-dependent RNA helicase DHX8-like. Gene Ontology annotation, molecular function: RNA helicase activity; ATP binding; RNA binding. The record is from RefSeq and is a predicted model, not a curated record. Gene Ontology annotation, cellular component: intracellular anatomical structure; catalytic step 2 spliceosome. The transcript has a single exon. The coding region runs from base 37 to 3798 and encodes 1253 amino acids. Gene Ontology annotation, biological process: spliceosomal complex disassembly; mRNA splicing, via spliceosome. NCBI's taxonomy places the organism in Eukaryota, Metazoa, Xenacoelomorpha, Acoela, Convolutidae.
UUCAGAAAGUUUGAAGGAAACAUUCUGUUUUGAGGAAUGGAUGAAAUUGAAAAAUUGGAGUAUUAUUCCCUUGUUUCAAAAGUUAUCACUGAGCUGACCAAUCAUCUUAGCUUGUCUGAUAAAGAGGUUGCUGAAUUUGUUAUUCACCUUGGUUCAAGAGCCAAAAGCGUUGAAUCGUUUAGUAAAAAGUUAGAAGAAAAUGGCGCACCAAUAACGAAUUCUUUGGCCGUUCAUUUGUUUGAGUUGAUAAAAAAACUACUUCCAAAGGGUUAUUUCAACCAAAAUGGAAAGGCCUCUAAAAAGAAAAAGAAGAAAUUAACAGUAGAAGAAAAUGAUAUCAGUAGUCUAUCAGAAACGAAACUUGAAGCGAAAACAGCCAUUCCAGCUCUGUCAAUGCCCGAUGACUUUCCAUCCGCCCAGUCUUUAUUGAAGACUAAUGAGACUAAGUCUGAGCAAAUCCAGGAGACUGUCGACGAUGCUAUGAGCCAACUUGAGGCUCUUGAAGGUCUCGCGAGUGUACCAGAAAACGAAAUGAAAAUACGCGAUAACGACCAGCGUCUCUCUGGUCCGGUUAAUAGAAACAGGUCGCGAUCUCGAAGCAAAGGAACGUCAGAAUCAAAAAGACACAGAGAUAAAGAACAUAGGAGAUCCCGUAGUCGAGAAAGACAACACAACCGGAAUCGUGACGAUGAGCAUAGGCGAUCACGUAAAAGAUCACGAAGUAAAAGUUACGAUCGUAAAAGAUCGAGAAGUCGCAGUUAUGACCGAAAAAAACCAAGAAGUAGGAGUAAUGAAAGGAGGCGCAAUUAUCAGGACAGAAAUCCACGUGAUCAAAAUGAUGAUAGGAAUCAUGUUAGGAGCGUUCGUCCCAAGGAGGUUUUACUAGCUACUCCUGAGUUAGGACAGAUAUACAAAGGAAGAGUGAUGAAUCUUGUACAAUUUGGCUGCUUCGUAGCCUUAUCGGGCUUCAAAACAAAGCUUGAAGGCCUUGUUCAUGUAUCGGAGUUGCGACCAGAACGUGUAAACAACGUUUCAGAUAUAGUAUCUCGCAACCAAGAGGUUUUCGUUAAGGUUAUUUCUUUUUCUGGAACAAGAUGUAGUUUAUCCAUGAAAGAUGUGGACCAAGAAACUGGAGCUGACAAAAAUCCAAAUCGUACUAUCAAAUCAAACGUUGAAGUUCAGGAAGAGCUGCGCAACCCGGAUCGUCCAGACGACGGGCUGAAUGUUCCAAUGAGCGUAGACGCACAUGAUGCUCCAAGGUCUAAAAAGUUUGCAAGAUUAUCUUCUCCAGAACGCUUUGAAAUAACACAAAUGAUUGCAGCUGGAGUUUUGGACAAAUCGGAGUACCCAGAUUUUGAUGAAGAGUGUGGGUUGAUGCCACGAAUUGACGAGUUGGCUGAAGAUGCAGAUGAAGAUAUCGAAAUUGAAAUGGUAGAAGAAGAACCGGCAUUUUUGAAAGGAUACGGUCGACAUUUCGCUGAUUUAAGUCCCGUGAAAAUAGUCAAGAAUCCCGAUGGCUCAUUGUCGAAGGCUGCUAUGAUGCAAUCGGCACUAUCAAAAGAAAGACGAGAAGUCAAGACAGCGAAACGAAAUGAAGAGUCAGAAUCUAGAACAAUCGACACAAAAAUGUGGAAUGAUCCUGUUCCUGACCCAGAAGCGAAAGCAGCUGCAGAUUCUUCAGACAUGAUAAAAAAUGCAUCGAUUACAAUUCAAGAUAUACCGGAAUGGAAAAAAGUUUCCUUUGGAGGCAAAAAUGUAUCUUAUGGGCGCCGAGUAACUACGACCAUUAUUGAACAGCGACAGAGUUUACCGAUUUAUAAAUUGAGGAUGGAGCUAGUAAAAGCCAUUCAUGACAAUCAGGUUCUAAUUGUUGUUGGUGAAACAGGAUCGGGCAAAACUACCCAGAUUACUCAGUAUUUGGCGGAGGAAGGUUUCACUGCCCGCGGAAAAAUCGGUUGCACCCAGCCUCGGCGAGUUGCUGCUAUGUCGGUUGCCAAACGAGUAGCUGAGGAAUAUGGGUGUAGAUUGGGUGCCGAAGUGGGAUAUACGAUCCGGUUCGAAGACUGCACGUCUUCAGAAACCGUUUUGAAGUACAUGACAGACGGUAUGCUGUUGAGAGAGUGUCUCGUAGAUCCUGAGAUGUCUCAGUACUCAGUGAUCAUGUUAGACGAAGCGCAUGAACGUACAGUUCCAACUGAUGUAGUGUUCGGCCUUGUUAAAAAAGCGGUUUCGAAAAGACCCGAUCUGAAACUGAUUGUAACAUCUGCUACUCUAGAUUCGAUCAAGUUUUCGACUUAUUUCAACGAGGCACCAAUUUUCACAAUUCCAGGACGGACUUUCCCGGUUGAAAUUCUCUAUACAAAGGAACCGGAAACUGAUUAUGUCGAUGCAUCCUUAAUCACUGUGAUGCAGAUUCACUUGACGGAACCUCCUGGAGAUAUCCUCGUGUUUCUGACAGGUCAAGAAGAAAUCGAUACUGCUUGUGAAGUUCUGUUCGAGAGAUGCAAAUCUUUGGGAAACGACGUACCUGAACUGAUUAUUCUCCCUGUUUAUUCAGCUCUGCCCAGUGAAAUGCAGACAAGGAUUUUUGACCCGGCUCCCCCAGGAAGCAGGAAAGUUAUCAUUGCAACCAAUAUUGCGGAGACUUCACUUACAAUUGAUGGAAUUUACUAUGUGGUCGAUCCAGGAUUCGUCAAACAGAAUGUCUACAAUUCCAAAAGUCACAUGGACGCCCUUGUGGUCACUCCCAUCUCCCAGGCGCAAGCAAAACAAAGGGCCGGCAGAGCAGGAAGAACUGGCCCUGGAAAGUGCUAUCGUUUGUACACUGAAAGAGCAUACAGGGAUGAGAUGUUAUCAACUGCCGUGCCAGAGAUUCAACGAACAAAUUUGGCAUCCACUGUCCUUUCGUUGAAGGCGAUGGGAAUCAAUGAUUUGCUCGCAUUCGACUUCAUGGAUGCUCCUCCAAUGGAGACUCUUGUGAUGGCUAUGGAAAACUUGCAUGCAUUGGGAGCUUUAGACGAUGAAGGUCUUCUGACAAGAAUCGGAAGACGCAUGGCCGAGUUUCCUAUUGAGCCUAAUUUAUCCAAAAUGCUCAUGAUGAGUGUACAUUUGGGUUGCAGCGAUGAAAUUUUGACCGUUGUCUCAAUGUUGUCAGUUCAGAACGUUUUCUACAGGCCUAAAGAAAAACAACAAGUUGCUGAUCAGAAAAAGGCGAAAUUUAAUCAAGCUGAAGGAGAUCAUUUGACGUUGCUUGCAGUUUUCAAUUCGUGGAAACAUAACAAAUUUUCGAACCCAUGGUGCUUUGAAAAUUUUAUCCAGGGACGAUCUCUGAGAAGAGCUCAGGAUAUCAGACAACAAAUGAUGGGAAUUAUGGAUAGACAUAAACUGGAUGUUGUCACAUGUGGAAAAAACACCACGAAGGUCCAGAAGGCAAUCCUCAGUGGGUUCUUCAUGCACGCUGCAAAGAAAGAUCCCCAAGACGGUUACAGGACGCUUGUGGAUCAACAAGUCGUAUACAUGCACCCUUCGAGUUCGCUGUUUAACAGACAACCUGAUUGGGUCAUAUACCACGAACUGGUGUUGACAACCAAAGAAUACAUGCGCGAGGUGACCCAUAUUGACCCUAAAUGGCUGGUGGAAUUUGCGGGAUCCUUCUACAGAUUCAGCGACCCGACCAAACUCAGCAAGACGAAGAGGAAUCUCAAGUUGGAAGCACUAAACAAACCUCACGAGGAUCCGAAUGCCUGGAGAUUGUCGCGUGUCAAGAGGAAAACAGGAGUCAAACAAACCUUUGGUUGAGACUGACGACGUACUUUACAUUAAGACCAAUAAUAACUGUGAAAUUAUUUCUCCCUGUUUUAUUGGGAUGUCACAAGCGAUUAUAACUUGAUUUGUUAUAAGUAGUUUAACUUCAAUCUGA